Myxocyprinus asiaticus (Chinese sucker) is the source of this 2964-nucleotide messenger RNA. It is a transcript of the gene ihha, whose product is annotated as Indian hedgehog signaling molecule a. The record is from RefSeq and is a predicted model, not a curated record. The transcript is spliced from 3 exons. Gene Ontology annotation, biological process: protein autoprocessing; regulation of gene expression; multicellular organism development. Lineage: Eukaryota; Metazoa; Chordata; Actinopteri; Cypriniformes; Catostomidae. Gene Ontology annotation, molecular function: patched binding; calcium ion binding. The coding region runs from base 604 to 1845 and encodes 413 amino acids.
CGCUGUGAAGCGUUAAAGAGAGCCGGUGGGUAUACGACGCACCCAAUGUGACCCGUGGGGAGGAGUGGCAGGCAGGGAUAGAGAGGGGCAAAAAACUGGCAGGGUGCGGUCUCAGUGCGCCGGUGGCAACUCAGAUCAUUUUAAUUCCCGAUUCAAGUGGAAGACGUGCGCCAAAGGAGCUGAUUCAAAGACAGCAGCAAGUCUCUCUGACAGCUGUCCUGGUCUGCGUCGGAGUUAUACCGCGUCUCUCUCACUCUUGCCUAGGGUCUUUUAGAUAAAUAAAUGGACUUGCCUGCUCAUUCUCAUGUCGGUGUUUUUCUCGAGAGACGAACGUUUCGCAUUCUAUGGGCACUGAAAACUUGGUACCACUGGAUCUUUUCUCCAGCGUCUCUCCAUGACAGCCUCUGCGUAAACCGACUUAACUUUUACGCACUGACGAUGACGAGAAUAAGGGUGAUAAAGAAGUAGAGAUUUUGUCCUCCACCCCCCAUCUUUUACCCCGUGGGGGGGAAUAAGGAUCGGCUGGGGGGGUAGUUUCUAACUCAACGGCAAGCUGUGCCACCUUACCACUCCGUGUUCGAGUGCCCGGGGGGUUGGGGUGGAAUGCGUCUCCCCGUGGUGUUUGGGAUCCUCGUCGGCUGCGCCCUGAUUUUCGCACCUGUUAACGAGGGCUGUGGGCCGGGGAGGGGAUAUGGGAAAAGGCGGCCUCCGAAGAAACUGACACCCCUUAAUUACAAGCAGUUUAGUCCAAAUGUUGCCGAAAAGACACUGGGAGCCAGCGGAAGACACGAGGGCAAGAUAAGCAGGAACUCUGAGCGCUUUAAAGAGCUGACGCCGAACUACAACCCAGAUAUCAUCUUCAAAGAUGAGGAGAACACAGGUGCGGAUCGACUCAUGACGCAGCGCUGUAAAGAUAAGCUGAACUCUUUGGCUAUCUCAGUGAGGAACAUGUGGCCCGGGUUGAAGCUCCGGGUGACUGAGGGCUGGGAUGAAGACGGCCAUCAUUUUGAAGAUUCACUGCACUACGAGGGCAGAGCUAUCGAUAUCACCACCUCUGAUCGCGACCGCAAUAAAUAUGGCAUGUUGGCACGUCUAGCAGUGGAGGCCGGUUUUGAUUGGGUCUACUAUGAGUCCAAAGCUCACGUCCACUGCAGUGUUAAGUCAGAGCACUCUGUGGCUACUAAGACUGGGGGCUGUUUUCCAGCUUCUGCUCUCGUCACUGUUGAGGAUGGUAGCAUGAAGACCAUAGAGAGCAUACAGCCUGGAGAGAAAGUACUUGCAUCAUCAAAGAGUGAUGGCAGCGGACCGCUCAUCUACAGUGAAGUUAUCGCCUUCCUGGACCGAGAUUCUUCUGUACAGAAGCAGUUCUACACCAUUGAAACAGACUCAGGUGCUAAACUGACCCUGACGGCAGCCCAUCUCCUGUUUGUAUUUCAGGGGAAUUGCUCAGGGCCUGUAGUGAGUGGAGAGCUGCAAUCUGUGUUUGCUAGUGACGUUCUGCCAGGUCAGUGUGUGGUGUCCACACAAGGAGCAGGACAGCAGGGGCAUCUGUCCCGGGUCACUAAGAUCCAAAUCCAGGAGGACAAGGGGGUUUUUGCUCCACUCACCCGCCAUGGCACAGUGGUGGUCAAUGGCAUAGUUUCCUCCUGCUAUGCAGCCGUGGACCAGCACUGGCUGGCUCACUGGGCUUUUGGCCCACUCAGGGUACUCCAUAGCUGGGGAGGGCCAGUUGGACAUCAGGCCAUGGGGAUACACUGGUAUUCCUCACUGCUGCACUGGGUCGGGACUCAUGUGCUGGACCCGAAACAUUUCCACCCCUGGAGCAUGAUGGACAAUGACAGAUGAAAGGAAGACAGGGGGCUGAGAAUGUCUUUAGAAAAAGAAGUGUUCAGUCAUUAAGGAACUGAAUUGAUGGGAUCAAAGGAUCUAAAAGAAGGAAACAAGAAAAGAAAGGAAUGGAGAAAGGAACCUAAUUGAGAAAAAGGAAGUGAGGAACAAAUUCUGAAAUGAAGAACAGAACCAUUUAAGACCCUGAAUAGACUCCUCUAUUAAAAGACUAAAAGGAUACAGCAAUUCUGUGGGUCGACCCUCAUUUGAGGAAACAAGUGGACAUGGACAUGACUAAAUUGAUUCUUUAAAAAAAUCCAUUUGUAAAAAAGAUAUUAAACACAACUUUUUAAAAUGGGUUUUCUAUUCUGCCAACACUGGAACAUUCUCACAUAUACAGUAAAGACGCACACAUUUUUACAUAGCUGUCUCUCUUGUUCUAUACACAUACAAGUUAACUUUACAUAUUGUUAUAGUCAUUUAAGUAAUAAAGCAGUUAAACUAUGCAUAAAUUUGCUCAUACUCAGGUAUGCAAUGACUCAACCACAGGAAAUCAGCCCAGCCCUACCUGAUAUUUGAAAAGAAAUGAGACUGGAAGGCACACACAAACACACCUUCAGAAACUUACACUUAAAGACAGCUUGGGGUAAAACAAGCAAUGCCUUUCAAACAUCAGGAACAUGUCUUAUUAUACUACAAGAAAUCUGCUGUACUUAUAGGUCCAUGAAGGUUUGUAACUGUUUUGUGUUCAUUCACAUGGUCAAUUACAUGUUUCUCACUGUAAAGGUGGCGGUGUCUUUCACAGCUUAAUCAAGUAUUUAAUGGUCACAUUGUACACUGUAUUUCUACAUCUUGCAUACAUAAGGGGUUGAGUACACAAUGUUUAUGAAGGCUUUGUAAAAAAAAAAAAAAGUUUACUCAUUGCAAUGUGUAGCAAUGUUAUAAGCAGCAGAGUUUAUGCCAGUUUAUGUAGUCCUUAUGUGUGCUUUAUGCAGUAAUACUCAAUUUCCAGUACAAUUUACUGUAUUUAUCUGUUUUGUGGCAUUAUUUACAUUUGACUUAAAGAUGUCAGAAAUUAUAUAAUAUUUGUAAAACUAUUUAAAGAUCUAUUUUUCAGAAUUAAAGAUUAUGGAAAUA